GGGGCUUUAACUUGCGCACAGCAGCUGUCUUUGUGGUCCGGGUCUGGGAUGGAGGGCGGCCGGCCGGAGGCGCUGGACCACCCCCCGGAGAACGGCUUCGCCCCUCUGGAGCGGCCGGCCCCCAGGCUGCUGCCGCACAUCGACGCGUGCGUCCUGCCGUCCCUGGGGGGGUUCGGGAAGCACCAGAAGCAGCUCGUCUUCCUGACCUGGAUACCGGCAUUGUUCAUCGGAUUCAGCCAGUUCUCCGACUACUUCCUCCUGGCGCAGCCCAACGGCACGUGCGUGCAGCCGCUGGGCAACGACACCAACUGGACGGUGGCCCCGUCCCUGCCGGUCACCGUGCCCACCGGAGGAGGCAACGGCACCGCGGAGGAGGAGGACGGCAACGGGCUGCUCUGCGCGUGCAAAGAGUGGAGGCUGGAGCUGCAGACGGGACUCAGCCAGAAUGUGGUUACCAAGUGGAACCUGGUGUGUGACUCGGCCUGGAAGGUUCACAUUGCCAAGUUCUCUUUGCUUGUGGGCUCCAUAUUUGGCUACCUGGUGAUGGGUGUCAUGGCCGACUGGUUUGGCCGCCACCCUGUUUUGAUCCUCUCGGUGCUUUUCAUGCUGGUGUUCGGUCUGACUGUCGCCUUCUCUGUAAAUGUCACCAUGUUCAGCACCUUGCGCUUCUUUGAGGGUUUCUGCUUGGCGGGCCUCGCUCUUUCCCUCUACGUGCUCAGGAUCGAGCUUUGUUUGCCAGGCUGGCGAUUUUCCAUGACCAUGGUGGCCAGUUUUCUGAAGGUGGGCGGGCAGCUACUGAUGCCAGGGGUGGCUGCUCUGUGCCGUCAUUGGCCCAACCGAGAUGACUGGCAGGUGCUGCAGAUAGUCAUAAUCAGCCCCUUCGUUCUGAUGCUGCCCUAUAUCUGGAUUUUUCCCGAAUCGCUGCGCUGGUUGCUGGCCACCCAGCACUACAGGCGGUCCAAAGCCAUGAUGCUGCGCAUUGCCCGAAAGAACCAGGUUGAUAUGACAACGGAGCCCAGUGGCGUUCUUACAGAGCUGGAGCAGGAGCUGCACAAGAAACCCCAGAGGAGCUGCAUUGUCAAGAUGAUGAGCACCAGGAACCUGUGGAAAAACAUCGUGGUGCUGUGUGUCAACUCCCUGACAGGUUACGGGAUUCACCACUGCUUCUCCCGGAGUAUGAUGGACCCGGAGGCCCAGCCCACGGCUUUGUGCCACGCCGACUAUUACACCAUGGCGGGCAUCGCCGUGGCAACCUGCCUGGCCCUCUGCCCCGCUGUGGGGUUGAUGGGUCGUCGGGGCGGGCUGCUCACUUUCAUGAUCAUUACGGCCCUGGCUUCACUACUUCAGCUGGGGCUGCUGAAUUUGAUUGGAAAGUACAGCCUUCGCCAUGACACAGUUCUGCGAGACACUCUGAACAGGAAAUUCUCGGUAGCCUUCUCCAUCAUCGGCAUGUUCUCCUCUCACGCCGUCAGCACGCUCAGCAUUUUCUUUUGUGCUGAAAUCACUCCUACUGUGAUUAGGGGUGGAGGUCUGGGCCUGGUGCUGGCCAGCGCCGGCUUCGGGAUGCUGACCGCCCCCAUCAUGGAGCUCCACAACCAGAAGGGCUACUUCCUGCACCACGUGAUCUUCGCCUGCUGCACGCUGCUGUGCAUCAUCUGCCUGCUGCUGCUGCCGGAGCCGCGCGGCCACCCGCUGCCCGAGAGCCUGGCCGACGGCGAGAGCUUCACCCGCCGGACGCUGCUGCUGCACCCGGGCGAGCAGCACCUCCUGCUCACCAAGUGCGACAAGGACUACUCCCGCGUCCACGACACGCCGCUGCACCUCACCGCCACCGGCGGGGCCACCGUGGCGGCGGCCACCGCUCUGGCAGCGGUGCCGGCCUCCUACGCGCUGGCCACCGGAGGGGAGGUCAUCGGGAACUGCGCCAUAGCCAACGGGGUGUGAGCGCCACAGCAAUAGUCCUUUACCUUUACCGUGCUAGUGAUUGCUGCAAGAUUAACCAGACCCACGAAAACUUUUAGAAAGGGAAAGGGGGGGUGGGG
Molecule: messenger RNA, 2042 nt
Organism: Menidia menidia (Atlantic silverside)
Lineage: Eukaryota; Metazoa; Chordata; Actinopteri; Atheriniformes; Atherinopsidae
Source: the annotation of a GenBank genome assembly